UUUUCAUCCCGCCUGCUCACUGAAGCUCACUGCAACCGUGGCUGUAUUCGAAAGCUUAGUUUAUUUACAUUCAGAUAACCGCGCCCGUCAAUGUUGCUGUUAUGUAUCAAUAGAAAUGCCCAAUGAACUAAUUUAUUAUUAAUUACCUAGAAAUAAUUAUUUCUUUUAGAAGCAUGAAACUAGGAAUCAUGAAUUUCUUUCUCGUUAUUUUUGUGAAGCUUUUUAUCAUUGUUUUAAUUUCGAAUAAAGCAUCAGCUUUAUUUUGUUACCAGUGUAAUUCAAAUGAAGAAACAUAUUGUGCUGAAGUGUUUAAUCGAGAUGGUUUGACUCUUGAACCUACCGAGUGUGAUGAAAUAUAUGAGGCGAAAUACUGCAUUAAAGCAACAGGAAUGUAUGAAGCAUCAGCUUUAUUUUGUUACCAGUGUAAUUCAAAUGAAGAAACAUAUUGUGCUGAAGUGUUUAAUCGAGAUGGUUUGACUCUUGAACCUACCGAGUGUGAUGAGAUAUAUGAGGCGAAAUAUUGCAUUAAAGCAACAGGAAUGUAUGAAGGUACUAUUGGAACAAGACGAUUUUGUUCUUCUCGGCAUCACGGAAAUUAUUGUGAAUAUGUGAGACGUCCAGGAGAUGAGAGGGAAUACCGAUCCUGUGUUUAUACUUGUUUUAAUGAUGGCUGCAAUAGUGGAUAUUCAUUUUCAUUAUCAAAAUGUGUCUUAUUAAGCUCAAUAAUUAUAAUUUUACUAUGGAAUUUAAUAAGAUGGUGAUCUGAACAUUUUAUUCUUGAUUGGGUGGGGAAAAACUCUCAUUUUUUUAUUGUAAAAUUCAUCUUGAAAUGUUUCUGUUUGUUUAAUAUACAGUUCCUUAAUGAUUACCUUUAAUACAUAUUUUUAGAAUUAUCAUCAAAAAGGAAGUUAAACAGGUUGGCCUCAGAACUAGGAAAUCAGAAAUUUUUACAAAUUUGGAAAAAUCCUUGAAAGAAAUUUAAUU
Molecule: messenger RNA, 984 nt
Organism: Parasteatoda tepidariorum (common house spider)
Lineage: Eukaryota; Metazoa; Arthropoda; Arachnida; Araneae; Theridiidae
Product: UPAR/Ly6 domain-containing protein bou
Biological process (GO): regulation of synaptic transmission, cholinergic; positive regulation of voltage-gated potassium channel activity; sleep
Source: RefSeq, a predicted model, not a curated record